GAUGAUGAAGAUGGCAAUACUGUGGUUGGUAAACAUAAAUGCACUGUAUGACUCACUGAACCUCCCAGAUGCAGAUGAAAUGUUCACCAAAAUAUGCUUCAUAAAAGUGCAGGCAUUCAUGUAGCUGUACCUUCCCAUGCUGUUUCUGCUACAUUAAGUUUUUUUUUCUCAUGGAUGAAGUAAUGGAACUUCUAAUUGAAGCAAUGAAUCAAAAAGGGAAAGUUCUCUAUGCUGAAAAUUGGAAAGACGUAGAUUAUAUUGAAAUAAUCGCAUGGAUAGGUCUCCAUCUCAGAGCUGGGUUGGAUAAUGAUGUCUUUAGCACAAAGACAGGUCAACUAAUUUAUUAUGCUUGUGUGAGACGUCAUUUGUUCAAAGAACUGAAAAAUGCAUAAGAUUUGAUGACAUGUCUACACGGUAAGCUCGGAAAAAUGGUGAUUAUGAGAAGUUGGCACCUAUAUAUGAAGUUUGGCAGGGGUUUAUUGAGUCAUUCCAAAUAAAUUACAAAGCUGGCCCUUAUGUAACUAUUGAUGAAUCUCUGUUGUCCUUCAGAGGAAAAUGCUCAUUCAAAGUGUACAUACCAUCAAAACCAAGUAAAUGUGGGAUAAAAGUUUGGUCUAUGGUUGAUGCUAGUAACACCUACCUUCUAAAUGUGCAGAUACACAUAGGGAAAGGCCCCCGAAGGUCCAUAAUGACAGUGGUCUAAAAAAUUUGUUCGAGAUCUCAGCAAGACUAUUCUAAACUCUGGUAGAAAUAUUACAUGUGGCAACUGUUUUACUGAUGUUGGUCUUGCUUUAGAACUACUCACAAAAAGUGUGACGAUCUUAGGAACCAUCAGAAAGAAUAAAGGUGAAAUACUUCCAUCAUUCCAAGCCUCUUAGGGCCAUUGAUUGUUUUCAACAAAGUUUGGCUUCAGCCAAGAGCAUCAUAUUAUGAUGUGCAGUUAUGUUCCAAAAGUAAAUAAGGCAAAUAUCUUACUGAGCACUAUGCAUUAUGACAACAAAAUACAAGAAAGCGAACCUUUUAAACUAGAUAUGAUUGCAGACCAUAAUGCAACUAAAGGUGGUGUAGAUACAUUAGACCAAUUAGUCGAUUACUCAUGUAAACUCAUAACGAAUAGAUGGCCUUUAGUUAUUUUCUACUGGAUGCUUGAUGUCACAGCACAUAAUUCUGCUGUUUGUUUCAUGGAAAAAGAACCUGAUGCAUACAGAGGACACCAAAAGCGUUGGCACUUCCUUUCUGACUUGUCUGAACAACCUUGUAAAACUGCAAAUCCAAUGGCGUUUCUUGGCAGAACACACAAAACUACCAAAGCAUGUUGUAGUGUGCAUGGAAGCCUUUGAGAGUGGUGAAACAGCGGGACCAUCCCAACACCAACCCCAAGAAAACUGAAAAAGAUGUAAAAUGUAUCCAAGAAAGCUUGACAAGAAAACAAAGAAAUCAUAUACAAUAUUAACUCAAGAAAUAAAAUCUUACUACCAUGGAGUGGAAUUUAAUGAAUGUUGAUGGAAUACGCAACAUCCAUUCAGGGUUGGGGUGCUUGCUGGACAAUGAAUAUAUCAUUGCUGAUGAGUGUGAAGAAACUUUACAGGAAAUCAUUUCAAAAUUGAAAAGUGAAGAUUCGCACAUUAGAUCAUUCCGGCGCCAGAAAAGUAUCUAUAACAUGAUAAGCACUGAUAUAAUCCCAAUUUUGAAGAGCUCAGAUCUAACAGAUGACCUAUUUGUCUUAAUUGUCAAGUUGGAUGGACUUAGUUGCAGUGGAUUUUCUAUGCCUAGCUGCCGUUCCUCUUGUGAAACUACACAUCUUUCCAAAGUUCUAACCGAACUUACAGAACCCAUAGAAUGUCUAUUCCCAAAUAACUUCCGUCAUGAGUCUAGGAACACAGACGUUGUCAAUGAAAUCAUUAACCAUUUACAAUAUAUCAAGCUGCUCUUCUGCCAACAAGAAUCACUCGACCUUUUAUUUUCUCAGGUCAAACCAAUUAUUCAGAAGGGUCAAAACAAAGAAUUUAUUAACCAGUUCCUCUUACUCGUGCGCAACUUGUUGUAUGUACAGGUUUGGGAUAGAGAUAUGGGAUCUGCAGAUAUCCAAUGCAAGUUCAUUAAAAAUAUGUUUGAAUGUGGACUUGAUGAAAUUCUUUUAACACUCUUAAUCCACCCAUCUAGAUUCUGUUGGUCUGUUAACAUUGUACAGUUACUGUCACUUCUAUACACAGAUAAGAUUGUUCUUGGUGGCCUAAAUGCUCAAGGAAGCAGAGUAUCUGAUGAAGUCCUGUUUAAUUUUGACAUCUCUGAGGUUAUGAGUGUGUUCAUUGAAACAGACAGAAAUAUAGCGAGUUCGAUUCCUAUUGAAAAUACCAACCGCUCACAACUUGUAAAUAUCUUGAAGUCUUUUAAUUCUCAGUUUCUUCUCUUGGGAUUUGCUCCUCUUGUCUCUGAUUUAAAGGAGAUUUUGCUGUCAAAAAGCUGUAAUCUUGAUGGCUCCUACUUCAUGUGGCUUUUGAUAUUCUUCUUGAAGAUGGCAAGGAUUCAGGAAAUGGACUUUUCUUGCAUAAGGGAAGUUGUGACUGUUGACAUAAUUGGCUUCUUAGUCUACCAAGGUAUCGAUACUUUUGAAGAACUUUUAAUAUCAAACCAGAAGAAACUGGAAACUGCAACUAAGAAAAAACGGCUUCAUUUCACUGUAGCUUCAAUCAAGGAGAUGCUGAAAACUAUUGAAGUCUAUGACAGUCAUCUUUCGGUGCUUUUGUCCAAGGAUGAUGUCCAAAAUAUGGAAAAUUUGAAAUGUGCUCUCCUUAAUAUGACAGACUUAAGACAAAUGUUUCUCUUGCUGAUUCGAUCUUGGGAGAACCAAAGUUACUCAUUUCUACGAGACUUGAUUGUCACAAACCAUACUUUCCUCUUGCUUCUGGACCAAUGGCACCAACAGAUUCCCAGUACUCAGAACUUUGAGAUGAUUCAGCACAUAAACCAAUUUUCUACAAUCAAAGUGAUGCAGCGAUAUGGUUUCUUGCUGGAGAAAUUUAACAAAAACAGUCCCUGUGUGAAUGACAGCAUUUUUACCAUGAUGCACCAUGUUGCUGGUGAUUGCAAAAGCCCAGAAGUUCUGAUGCAAAUGCCUAUUUUAAAACUAUUCACAGAUCUUUGUGAUGACGACAAAGUUAUUUCUAAUGAAGCCAGUGAUGUAAUGGAAUAUGUAAUGCACAAAUUUAUGGUGACUGCUGCAGAAGAUCCCAGUUUAUGUGCAAAAUAUCUGUUUAGCAUGGAGGCUAAUAACAUGAAUAUUGAUCUGGAUAUUGCUUCAAUGAAUGACUAUAAAUCAGAUGUUUCUAUGUGCUCCAACACUGAUUUUUCACCCCUAACCCAUGGAGCUGUCUGUCCUAAUGCUAUCCACUUAAAUGAUGAUUUCACUGAUUCUGAGAAAAAUAACGAUAAAGAAAGAGAUUUGUUAGAGAAACAAAUUCAGAACAUGAAUAAUGAAACUGUCAUCCAAUUUUGUAUUGCGAAACUACAUGAAAAGAAAAUGUCCUAUCAGCUACUUUGGCUCCAGACUGUUCUCUUGGAGACUUAUUUUGUGAAAUAUGUUGGAACUUCAAAUGAUAAAUACCAAAUGGAGGAGCCAAUACCUUUAUAUUAUUCCCUCCAAAACCGACCUGUUCCACUCAUUCCAUACAACGGUAGACAAGAAACAGCUUUAGAGGAUUGCCACUUCCAGACUUUACUCAAAUACCUCGGUUUCUACAAUGGCAGUAACUCUGGAUGGAUUUUUCCACAUAUUCCAGAGUUCUGGACCAUUGACCAACUCAUGUCAAAGGCUGAAGAAAUUGGACCCCUUAACAAUGCUGCCAUUGACAGCAGAACCCAGGAAGCUUUGCUGGAAAAUCAACCGAACUAUUACCAGGAAAUGCAGUUGAAACGAAUCUACACACUGCACACAUACAUUGUCUCAACACUACAGAACGGUGAUUGGGCAUCAGAAAAGUGGAUUCACAGGCUGCUCUCGUACAACAGGCAAGACAUAGAAAGAUCUGAAAUGACUUUCAAGUGUGAAGACAAAUCUAAUUUGGAUGAUACGCUGGGAUUUAAUAUGUCAAAAGCAUUCUCAAGAUAUCCAGAGCAUAUUGAAACCACAGUCUCAUCAAACAAAACUUUUGAUUUACCAAACUGGAUAGGAUAUCCAUGUGGCAUGAACCAAAUCAUCGAAACCUCUUGAAUUAUUCACUGGAAACACAUACUGAUGUUUUACCAUCACAUCAUCACAACGCAUCAGUUCGUUACAUUACAUCGUGUCGCAUUACAUCACUUUCACACACCACAUCACAUCACAUUGCAUCAGAGCAAUAAAACUUGGACUCAUCUUCACCAACCUGUGCGAUCAUUAAUUAUUACAUAGGAAUUGUUUUCCCCAUAGUGGAACAAACAAGCCAAAAUGAAAAAAAAUUAACAAACAAACAAUAUAUGAAAUAAAAAUAUGUUUAAAACAAUUUCAUUUGAUAAAGAAAACAAAAUUCUGACCAAAAUACAAAUACAAACCAUUGAAAUAAAAGAAAAUAUUUGGUAGUAGAAUCAUUUUGGAGAAGAGGACUUUAGGGAAAAUUUAUACCAAUUUGAGUAAAAUAUUCUUUUUUUUUGUUAAUUUUUAAAAGAAAAUCAAUUUACAUUUAUCAAGUUACUUGGUAUUUAUUUUUAUUUUUUAUUCAUCAGACAGACUUUAUACUUUUCAAUAUUCUUUUCUUUCCACAUUACCAAAUCUUUUGUUAGAUUCCUUUCUUUAUUAGUGUUGGUAAAUGUGUAAGCAUGUAUAUUGUAUGAGUUACGUUUGUGUAUGUAUGCGUGUAUGUUUGUGCUUCUAUGAGAGGAAGAGGUCCAAUGCAUGCAGCUGCAACAGUGAGCAUAUUAAAACAGUGUGUGGAGCAAAAUAAAUAUUUCUUGUUUGAAAUAAUGCACAAAUUAUACUAUGUUAGUAAACAGUGUGAAAACUAUGAAA
Molecule: messenger RNA, 4984 nt
Organism: Octopus sinensis (East Asian common octopus)
Lineage: Eukaryota; Metazoa; Mollusca; Cephalopoda; Octopoda; Octopodidae
Product: protein timeless-like
Exons: 24
Coding region: 1478-4210 (910 amino acids)
Biological process (GO): DNA replication checkpoint signaling; DNA repair; replication fork arrest
Cellular component (GO): replication fork protection complex
Molecular function (GO): DNA binding
Source: RefSeq, a predicted model, not a curated record